GUGAUCGAUUGAACAUGGCCGCGACCGCGAUGCUCAAAUUUAGCCAGCUGUUUAAAUCUGUGAAAUGUGCCGUGAUUGGGAUGAUACAUGUUAAAGCUUUACCAGGGACGCCCUUCAAUGAUCUGAAUUGCUCGAAGCUGGUGGAAGCCGCAUGCCAAGAAGCCGCGGUGUACGCACAAAGUGGUUUAGAUGGAGUUCUGGUAGAAAAUAUGUAUGAUCUGCCUUACGUCACUGCCAAGCACGCUGGGCCCGAGCAAGUUGCCUUCAUGACUCGUGUGUGCAGCGAAGUGAAGAAAAUGCUUCCAAUGCUGCCCUGCGGCGUGCAGCUCCUUGCGGCAAACAACGUAGCAGCCGUGGCGGUGGCAGCUGCGGCUGGUCUACAGUUUGUACGGGCUGAAGGCUUUGUAUUCAGCCAUGUGGCAGACGAAGGCAUCAUGGAUUCCUGUGCAGGCCAGCUGUUGAGAUACAGACGCAACAUAGGUGCUGAAGACGUGCUGGUGUUUGCAGACAUCAAAAAGAAGCACUGUGCUCAUGCUAUAACAGCAGAUGUCGGCAUAGCAGAAACAGCGAAAGCAGCAGAAUUUUUUCAAUGCGACGGUGUCAUACUUACUGGCACUGCCACAGGCCAACCACCAAGCUUCCCGGACCUCAAAGAAGUGAAGUCUCAAGUUGAAGGCCCAGUAUUGCUUGGAUCUGGAAUCGACGUUGGGAACAUAGAAGCUUUCUUCUCUGCCGACGCAGUGAUUGUUGGAUCAUCGUUCAAACAAAAUGGACAUUGGCGUGGAACUCUAGAUCCAGCCAGAGUGAAUGCAUUUAUGAAAAGCAUCUACAGGCUUCGCCAGAAAAGUUCUAGUAUAAGCCAAAACUGAGACGUGACAGCGAGUAAUUAAAAUGAAUUUUAUUUUGAA
Molecule: messenger RNA, 908 nt
Organism: Ixodes scapularis (black-legged tick)
Lineage: Eukaryota; Metazoa; Arthropoda; Arachnida; Ixodida; Ixodidae
Exons: 6
Coding region: 15-869 (284 amino acids)
Source: RefSeq, a predicted model, not a curated record